AUGCGUAAACCGAUCCUUUUUUCUUUCCGCCGUGCCCCUGGCUGCGCCACUGCCCGCAUGUUGUAUCUUCGGUCCGCGUGUCUCCAGCAACUCCGUUUUGGGCACACGCUUCCACCAGGUUUGAACGACGCCGCCCGUAGCGCUGCUUUGGCAUCUGAAACAAAGGCGACAAGGGGAGAGGCGAGUCGAAGCCCCUCGCUUGUGGCCAAAAGCGUUGGAAGGGCACCUGGUGUUGCAUGUUCUGCAGCCCACGAAGACGGAACGUUUGGCAGCCUCCGACUUAGCAGCAGCGGCCCUUCUGGUCUUAUCGAGGAGGCUACGAUGGAAGGUCCACGUGAUGAAGUGAUGGCGCCGAGUCACGCGGGCGAUUGUGCCGGAGACUGUGCGGAGGCCAAAAAAUUGGUUCUGGAGGAGGGUGUGGAGCAGGCAGGUGGGAAUAACGUGAAUGGCACAUCUCACGCCGAUGAAAAGGAGAGUGAGGUGCGUGUUUUGGUACGGGAUCACAUGCGCAAAAUUGUCGAUGUGAAACGUCUUCAUUCCUUUGCGCAGCUGAGGAGCAAGCUGCCGCGGUGGUUGUUCUAUGGUAUCCAGCAGUCGGGGUACAUAAAACCAACUCUUGUACAGUCGGUGGCCAUUCCGCUUUUUAUGGAAAGGCGAGAUGUCGUGGGUAUUGCCCCAACGGGGAGUGGCAAGACGGUGGCAUUUGCACUGCCAGCCCUUGCUGCCCUGCCACCAUCUGAUAGCCGUGGAAAUCACGAGAGGAAUCGUGGGAAUGCGGACAAUCCCGUGGUUGUGAGCCCCAACGUGUUGGUUCUAUGCCCCACGCGGGAACUGGUGCAGCAAACGCGGAAUGUUAUCUCCCAACUGGCAGGGAAUGCUGUGCGUGUGAAGGGGGCCUUCGGCGGACAGGGUCGGGAGCAGCAGAUGGAGCAACUGCGGCGAUGGGGUGGCUGCGAUGUCCUUGUCUCUACUCCAGGGCGCCUCUGCGACUUUGUGGAGGCCGAUGUUGUGAGUCUAGAGCAUGUCGGCUUUCUUAUCCUGGACGAGGCAGACCGCAUGUUGGAGCUUGGCUUCGCCCCACAGUUGGAAUUCAUCAUGUCAACUAUCCGAAAAUUCAAGCGGCCACGGCAAACGACAAUGUGGACUGCAACGUGGAACGCCACGGUUGGUAGUUUGGCCUCGCGUUUUUUAAAGCCAGAGCGCGUGUUUUUUGAGGUGGAUCGUGAGCAUAAAAUGAACACCGACAUCACACAGAACUUGUAUCCUCUUAAAGAUCCCUCGCAGCGCAUCCACGCCAUUGUGAAACUGUACGAGAAUGCCAUCAUCUCGAAGAGGCAACAGGUCCUCAUUUUUGUGAAUCGCAAAGAAGAUGUUGAGCAACUCUCGGAGGACCUAAAAACGGCACUGCGUGCGCCACCAGAUUUAAUUCGGUGCUUACAUGGAGGGAUGAAGCAAAACAAGCGAGAGCGCAUCCUGCAUGGUUUCAGGGAGGGCAACAUUCGGGUUCUUUGCGCCACGGACGUUGUGGCCCGUGGUCUUGAUGUGCCCGAGCUUGACCACGUCAUCAACUAUGAUCUUCCAGGCGACUCCGACGCGUAUGUGCAUCGUGUCGGCCGCACGGGACGCGCCGGCCGUCGAGGAACGGCGCACACGUUUAUUCUCGCCGGCGACAAUCGUGCCCCGCUGAUUGCCCGCUUCAUCGCAAAACAGCAGGGUACCGCGUUGCCGGAAGAUGUGCUUGCAAUUAUUCAUGACAUUGAGCUCCAUGGCGGAGCGGCGACGGAGCGUCCAAAGUACAAAGACCACGCACGUCUCGCGGGCAAAGACUGGCGCGUGUAUGGCAGCGCAAAGUCAAUAAAAACAGAAGAGCGUCGAUAUGUCCGGGGAUACGGCCAUGUCUUGACACUCAAGCGGCCCACCCCACGCAAGGAGAAAUAG
This is a messenger RNA of Trypanosoma cruzi, 1938 nucleotides long. Its product is annotated as ATP-dependent DEAD/H RNA helicase, putative. Gene Ontology annotation, molecular function: ATP binding; nucleic acid binding. NCBI's taxonomy places the organism in Eukaryota, Euglenozoa, Kinetoplastea, Trypanosomatida, Trypanosomatidae. Bases 1 to 1938 code for a protein of 645 amino acids. The transcript has a single exon. The record is from RefSeq and is a predicted model, not a curated record.